AUGGGCAUCCAGGGCAUGGAGCUGUGCGCCAUGGCCGUGGUGGUGCUGCUGUUCAUCGCCGUCCUCAAGCAGUUCGGCAUCCUGGAGCCCAUGUCCAUGGAAGGCUCAGGCCCAGGGGCUCGAUCCAAAGAGGCAGUUGCAGCCCAGUACCUCUGCACGGACUUUGUGGUUGGCCUCUCCAUCCUGCUGCGAGGAACAGUUCAUGAGAAGCUCAAGUGGGCCUUUAACCUCUACGACAUUAAUAAGGAUGGCUACAUCACCAAAGAGGAGAUGCUGGCCAUCAUGAAGUCCAUCUAUGACAUGAUGGGCCGCCACACCUAUCCGAUCCUGAGGGAGGACGCACCUCUGGAGCACGUGGAGAGGUUCUUCCAGAAAAUGGACCGGAAUAAGGAUGGGGUGGUGACCAUUGAUGAGUUCCUGGAGACCUGUCAGAAGGAUGAGAACAUCAUGAGCUCCAUGCAGCUAUUUGAGAACGUCAUCUAG
Molecule: messenger RNA, 483 nt
Organism: Puma concolor (puma)
Lineage: Eukaryota; Metazoa; Chordata; Mammalia; Carnivora; Felidae
Source: RefSeq, a predicted model, not a curated record